Molecule: messenger RNA, 6280 nt
Organism: Pseudoliparis swirei
Lineage: Eukaryota; Metazoa; Chordata; Actinopteri; Perciformes; Liparidae
Gene: col16a1
Product: collagen, type XVI, alpha 1
Exons: 70
Coding region: 224-5017 (1597 amino acids)
Cellular component (GO): basement membrane
Source: RefSeq, a predicted model, not a curated record
UGGACGAGCUUGCCCUAACUUGUGUCUCCUUUCCUUUCUCCGUGGAACAAGCCUCCAGAAAACAGCGACGGGACAGAAGACGCACUGGAUUACAUUUUAAUUGCUCCACAAGAAUCCCCUGGAUACGUACACACGCAUUUAUUCUCCGGAUUAAUGUGGUCGCACAUUUGUGGAUUUCUCACUUGUUGACGCUGAGGUGAGGCGCUGUCGCUGGAGUGAAACCAUGUGGCUCCUCUGGUCCUGUCUGACUCUGUUGGUGCUCAGCUCAUGUGACACGCUGACAUCUGAGCAAGAGGAUCAAUGCCCAUUCUUGCAAGUGGACGAGUGGAAGUUUCCUCAGACUGCCCGGCACAAUAUCACAGGUUUUAAUCUGGUGAGGCGAUUCUCCCUGCUCAAGAACAAAGAUGUCAAAAAGAUCCGCAACCCUCGAGGACCGGUCAUCCUCCGCCUGGGCAAAGCUGCACUCCUGCUCCCCACUGAUCAGGUGUUUCCUCAUGGCCUUCCUGAGGAGUUCACCCUCAGCUUCACUCUGGUGCUAAAGAAGGCUGCCCUGAGAGACACUAUCUACCUCUUCCAGAUAGCUGAUCAACAGGGAUACCCCCAGCUCUCUGUAGACUUCAAUGGCCUGGAUGGAACCCUGUCCCUUCGUGCCAGGGGCGUAGAGCCCGCAGCUGACCUGGUGAGCUGUAUUUUCACCGGGGAGGGGGUGGAGGCCCUGAUGGACCUGCGCUGGCACAAGGUGACCCUCAGCGUGCAACGCGAAGCCGCCUCCCUCCAUGUGGAUUGCAACUCUCUUGAGACCAAACCGCUGGAGGCCCGUGGAGUUUUGCCCACUGACGGACACACGCUGCUGGGCAUCCGGGCUUCGGAUGCUGGACCUGUGCAGAUGGACAUCCAGCAGGCGAUGCUGUAUUGUGACCCCUCCCUCGCCAUUCAGGAAGCUUGCUGUGAGAUACCUGGAGCACGGUGCCCACAAGAUGCUUCUAAGAGCCGCCGCGCUGCAGAGAAUGACCUGUCGGAGAACACCUUUAACCAGGAGAUGUUUGCUUCAAAGGAUCUGGCAGAUAAAGUAAUUGCUGGCUUUAAAGGGGACAAAGGGGAAAGGGGCGACGGCUGUGCCGGCUCCCAUUCCGCUCCAUGCACAGAGGGACCCAAGGGCCAGAAGGGCGAGAGAGGCGAGCCGGCACCGCCUGCCAACUGGGGCGAAGCGGCAGGGUACAAGGGAGAAAGGGGUCACAAGGGGGAGAUCGGGGCCCAGGGUCUCACCGGCACUCCAGGGAAGCAUGGACGAGGAGGGUCCAUUUGUGUGGUCGGCCCCAAGGGACAGAAGGGUACCCCAGGUUUAGUGGGUCCCGAGGGGUUGGCGGGGGAGCCGGGGAAGUCUGGAUUUCCGGGUCCACCGGGAGUUGGGAAGCCAGGUCCUCCAGGCCCGCCUGGUGAUUCGGCUUCUGCAAAGGGAGACAAGGGAGAUACAGGACCUCAGGGAGAAGAUGGAUUCCCAGGAGAUCCAGGACCGAGAGGAUCAACAGGGUUUAAAGGAGAGAAGGGUGACGCGUGUGAAGUGUGCCCCGUGCUGCCUGCAGACAUGGGGAACACAGUGGCUCUGCAAGGGAAGCCAGGCCCUAGAGGAGAGGCCGGAUUACCCGGGAUAGGAGAGAGAGGAGUGCCGGGCUCUCUGGGUGCAGAUGGCCAGGCAGGACAGAAGGGCGAACCCGGAUCAGGUGGCUUCAAAGGAGAGAAGGGAGAGCUGUGCUCCGUGUGCCCGACUCUCGGAGAGCUGCCCCCGAACGUCAUCCCCGGGGCCCGGGCCCAGACCCUCCAGCAGAAGGGAGAGAAGGGAGCGCCCGGCAUCGGACAGAGAGGAGAACAAGGAGAGCCGGGAGCCGUAGGAUCACCUGGCUUUGGAGGGGGAAAGGGCAGCACAGGCAGCAAAGGGGCUGACGGUAAGCCGGGAAAGCCUGGACCAAGGGGAGCCAGUGGCAAGGAUGGGCAGAGAGGCUCACAGGGGGAGCAAGGGCUGCCCGGUUUUGGUCUUCCUGGCCUGAAGGGGGAGGCGGGGGAGUGCGGUCGAUGCCAGCCGGCCGAGGUUGGUAGCGGACCAGCCGGCAUAAAGAUGCUUGAUGGAGCAGGAGGCAAGCCGGGAGAACGAGGCCUUCAGGGUCCGCCCGGACCAACGGGACUCGGAGUUGAUGGUAAACAGGGUCCAGCAGGUCUUGCUGGUGCAAAAGGAGACAAGGGCGAAGAAGGAGAUCAAGGAGAGAAAGGACUCAACGGAGCUUCUGGAGCCCCAGGACUGCCUGGAGAAUCCGGUCGGGAUGGACUGAUGGGCUUGAAAGGAGCAAAGGGCGACGCUUGUACCAGCUGUUCUUCCACGGGCCCCGCAGUGGGGGAUGGUGUCGCUGUGCAGGGGCCCCCAGGGGAGAGGGGAGACCCUGGUCCCCCAGGGGAAGGGAAGCCUGGCAGAAAUGGAAAACCCGGCCUACCAGGUGUGCAGGGGCCUUCUGGUCCCAAAGGAAGAAAGGGAGAAGCUGGAGUUGCGGGAGUUGGCCUUCCAGGACCACAAGGAGAAGAGGGACCAAGAGGGCUCGUAGGACUCGUAGGGCCUCCUGGAGCCAGUGGAUUGAGUGGACCUGUUGGCCCUGCAGGGGGAAAGGGCUCCGGAGGACAAGCUGGUCCUCCAGGACCACGUGGGCCCGAGGGCACAGGAAGACCAGGCCCCCCGGGUAGAGAUGCAACCCCUGGGACUAAUGGAUGGCCAGGGGCUGACGGCAGACCUGGACUUGAUGGAGCUCAGGGGGACAAGGGUGAACCCGGAGAGUGCAACUGCCUGAUACCUGUACAUACAAGUGUAGGCGGACCUGGAGCUCCAGGAACUCCAAUAAGCUCAUGGCAGCCCGGGCCUCAGGGCCCACCAGGACCUCCUGGCCCUCCUGGCCAACCUGGGUUUCAAGGUGAUAUAGGAAAUGAAGGACCACAGGGUAUCCCUGGAAACGACGGGAUACAGGGGAAACCGGGUUUGCCUGGAUACAUAAAGUACAUAGCCCCACACCAGCUGCCUCAAGACGCCACCGGAGCAGAUGGAGAGGAGGGCUGUAAAGACGGGGACUGCUCUCAAGGGUCUCCUGGUGUGCCCGGCACAGCUGGCGCCAAGGGUGAAAAAGGCGACCAGGGCAAGCCCGGCGUGACCCCGUUGGACAGCUGUGACCAGUGUCUGGCGAGGCUGCAGAAGGAGCAGGCCACACAGCCAGCGUACGACCGAUCGGGAAUGCCUGGAGCUCCAGGAACGCCGGGAUCACCAGGAGUCCGAGGAGAGCCAGGUGUCGCGGGAGAAAGAGGAAAAGCUGGAGCACCAGGAAACAUGGGCCCUCCCGGGUUCCAAGGUCAUCAGGGCACCUCGGGUUCAUCUGGUCAGAACGGCGAGGUCGGGCCAGCCGGGCCCCCGGGAAUUAAGGGCGAGCACGGCGCUCCGGGGACGCCCGGCUACCCAGGGUCCAUGGGACCGCCUGGACUUCCUGGACUGAAGGCCGAACGUGGGAGCCCAGGCAGCAGUGGUCAGAAAGGGGAAUCGGGUCCUCCUGGUAACCCCGGAUACCAAGGGAUGGCCGGUUCCCCGGGCAUCAAAGGAGACGCUGGACCAGCUGGACCGGCUGGUGCCAAAGCGGAUCAGGGUUUCCAAGGACAACCAGGCUUCCCAGGACCACCAGGGGCCCCGGGGAUCGCUGGGAAAAGUGGGAGGGAAGGGCUCCCUGGGAUCAAAGGUGAAAAAGGCAACGAUGGUGUUCAAGGAUCUCAGGGACCAACGGGGCCCUCGGGCUCACCGGGCUCCUCUGGGAUGAUGGGCCCCCCUGGCAUCGAGGGAUUGGAUGGAAAAGAUGGGAAACCAGGGCUGAGGGGAGCGGCGGGCCCUCCAGGCCCAGCAGGACCACGAGGAAUCCCAGGAUUCAAAGGGAAGACUGGCCACGGCGGCUUCCCCGGACUGAAGGGGGAGGCUGGACCUUCAGGUCCACCUGGCCCACCGGGCAGGCUGGGACACGAUGGCGACCCCGGCACCCCGGGAGCUCCGGGGCGACCUGGACCCUCCGGCCAUAUCGGGUCCACAGGACCCGCUGGGCCCCCAGGACCCGCUGGGCUCUCAGGAGAGGGUAUAAAAGGAGACAAGGGCCAAGCUGGUGAACGGGGUCUACCAGGGAUGGGAGGAGCCCCAGGACAACCGGGGCACCCUGGCUCCAUGGGAGAACCAGGCACCGACGGUGGAGACGGUAAAGAUGGCGUGGCCGGCGUCCCGGGGGACAACGGGCAGGCGGGUCAGAAGGGUGAAGCGGGGGCAGCCGGUCAGAGGGGUCCUGCAGGUGAAAGAGGGAGGCCAGGGCUCCCCGGAGGUGGAGGUUACCACUCCAAGGACGCACAGCCCAUGAUUGGUCAAGCGGGACCCCGAGGAGAGAGAGGGAGUCCAGGUCUGGACGGUUCUUCGGGGAUCCCGGGAUCCGCAGGGUCACCAGGAAAUGACGCCGUUGUGAAUUAUGACGAAGUGAAAAACUUCAUCCGGCAGCAGGUCAUCAAGAUCUUUGACGAGAGGAUGGCCUACUACAUGUCUCGCAUGCUGACCCCCGUGGAGGCCGCCUCCCCCGGCCGGCCCGGGUCCCCAGGGCAAGCCGGAGCUGCAGGUGUUCCCGGUAACCCCGGUGCUCCGGGAUCCCCGGGACAGAUGGGGAGGCAGGGGCGGCCAGGAGGCCAAGGACCCUCUGGACCCCAUGGGCCGCGUGGAGAAAAGGGAGAGAAGGGUGUCGGCGAGAUGGGAGACGUAGGACCCCCAGGAGCCCCCGGUGUCCCGGGCCCCCAAGGCUACGGUAAAAUGGGCCCCCCGGGUCCCGUCGGCCAGCAGGGUGUUCCUGGGAUCUCGGGCUCUCCUGGGCAGCCCGGUUCAAAGGGACAUGACGGCCGCUGCAAUCCGGGCGACUGCAGGAGCCACCAGCCGGAGUACAGCCCCAAGGGCCCGCCCAUGAAGGGCCCUUGGUAGGGGCCGAGAGGGGCUGAAGCGAGGAGACUUCGGAGGCCAAAGACCGUCAACCCAAGUUCUUCAAGUUCUGCCCAGCCGGUGAAUCCAGGAGCAGCUGUUGUUGUUGUUGUUGUUGACUUGUACAGAUGUUUACUCCAGCUUUAAGGCCCGCAGACAGAGCAGCACAUGGGGAUCCUUCUCAGUCGCCAUAUUGCCGAUUCAUUGUGAUAUCAACGCCUCUCAUCUGGGUCUUGCUUCUUUGUUCUCACGGCUUCACUCCUUCCCCAAACACCCAGAGGGCGGGGCCAGAGGGCGGGGCCAGAGGGAGGGGCCAUGCUUGUGUCUGUAUUUCAUUUUCUCCGUCUUACUUGGUAGAGGUUCACUUAUUGUAGCACUUUGCUUGCUCCUCUUAUAUCGCCGGUCCCUCCUCACAGAAUCACUCUCAUGUUUUAGUCCUCGUGCUUUGGAAAAGAUGAUCCCAAGAAAUGUAUUUUAGUUCUGUGGAAACGGUCAAAAAAAACUCAUGUCCAUGCUCUUUUUUAAAGAGUUUUGUAUAUAUUUAUAUUUAUAUAUUGUGGCUUUUUCUACUUUUUUAAAAACAGAUUUCAUACAAGACACACGCAUGGCUGGCCACCUAUUUUUCUCAAAUGUUUUGAUUGUUUUUAAGCAACAAAAAAGCCAAAGGGAUAUUUGUGUCUACGGUCUGUAUGCUUUCAACAUCAAAUAAUUCAGUUAGACAUAAUUAUUUAUAAAAGAAAACUGUUUGAUUCCUAAUUGUUGCCAAAGUAAAUUUUGUGCCAUUUUAUCUUCAGUAUUUUGGCUGUGCAGCCACUUAAAGCAUCUCAUCAUGUAUUCACAAGGAGAUGUAGUAGCCAUCUGUCCGCUUCAACAGGAACGCAAUUUUAAAUUGAGCAAUAAUUUAGCCCUUUUAACAGAGGUACGGUAAUGCAACACAAGCAAGAAGAACAUAUUCUAAAGAGCAUCACGUUACUGUAAUAGUUUGGUUUUUAUUUUGUACUUUUGUUUUAUGUGGAAGUCUUUGGAGUUUAAAAUCACGACCAUCCCGAUCAAGUUCAAUCAGACUUGUGUUCCUCAAACUAACCCGUGGGAAAUGUUCAAGUUAAAGCUGAAUUACAUUACUUUUGAAAGAAGCUGUAUCAUGUUAUCACUGUCAACCGGUGCUGUGUCAAACACGAUUGAAAUGCUGUUGUUCGUCCAUGGAUUCUGAGACAAUCGGGUCCUGAGCAUAGACGGGGGCCUCAAGUAAAGUUGAAGUUGCAAUUA